GGCUGUGCUCACGCGCCGUUCCGCGCGCGAGUAACCGCUGUGAGAAUGAGCGGAGAGAGAGGAGCCCGGUAUUUUCUGUCGACGCUCCGCAGACCCGCCUCCCGUCAUCCCGCCCUUUAAUAAGUUUCUAGGCUGCCGUUCCCUUUAAACCUCGCGUUUUUUUCCUCUUUAAUCCUGAAUUAAACGCGGAUCCGGAUAAAGCGGGCUGGGUUAGCCGGGGCUGCGCGCGGGGGUCUGGCUGGCGGAGUGUUUUUUCUCCCGGUGUUUUCUUUACCUGUGUUUUUAUUCCUGAGGAACUGGGACUCUCAGCGCCUCGGGGUGCUCCUGUCUGCUUGAGGGGAUUUUUUGGGGAAUCAUUUUUUUUUUAUUUUCCAGUGGAAGAAACGCCGUGAAAAGCGUCAGGGAGUGACCUUACCUGAGGACACCCGACCAGUACCCACCCGCCGCCCGGGACCCCGUGUUCAUUAUCCGCUGCUGCUCAGAAGUUUCCUGUGGUUCUGGAGGAAUGAGGUUCACAGGUGUGUGAGACGAAACUGGGCGCUGAGCGACCAUCAUGCAGGUUAUUCCAACGAGGUGAAAGAGAGAGCUAACCUCCGACAUGUAUGAGGAGAACCGAAAAAGCAAUGGGUACUCCAAAGAGGAGGAGGAGGGUGGCGGAGAGGGGGAUGAAGAAGAGGAGGAGGAGGGAGGAGGAGGAGAAGGGGAUGAGGGAGAUUGGGAUGAUGAGACGCAGCCGCGGAUGAACCGCACAGACACGCUUAACUCCACCACCAGCUCCACGGCAACGCAGAAGAAGAAGAGCCAGCACGCCAAGAAGCAGGUGCAGGGCUCCAACCAGGUGCAGCGCGCCCCACGAGCCCUCUACUGCCUUAAACUGAACAACCCCAUCCGCCGAGCCGCACUGUCCAUCGUAGAGUGGAAACCUUUUGAUAUAUUUAUUCUUCUGGCUAUCUUUGCUAACUGUGUGGCUCUGGGAGUGUCCAAGCCUUUUCCUGAGGAUGACUCCAACGCUACUAACCAUGACCUGGAGCAAGUAGAGUAUGUGUUUCUGAUCAUCUUCACCAUAGAGACCUUCCUGAAGAUUCUGGCCUACGGACUGGUCAUGCACCCCAGCUCCUACAUCCGCAACGGCUGGAACCUGCUGGAUUUCGUCAUCGUAAUUGUGGGGUUGUUCAGCGUGGUACUGGAGACGAUGACCCAUAAGCAUGGCGGUGAAACACACCACAUGCCAGGGAAACCUGGAGGCCUGGACGUGAAAGCCCUCAGAGCCUUUAGAGUGUUACGACCUCUUAGGCUCGUUUCAGGAGUGCCCAGUUUGCAGAUUGUGCUGAAUUCCAUCAUGAAAGCGAUGGUUCCUCUGUUGCAUAUCUCUCUGCUGGUCCUGUUUGUCAUUAUCAUCUACGCUAUAAUCGGCCUGGAGCUGUUUAUUGGCCGCAUGCAUAAAACAUGCUACUAUCUUGGCACAGAUGACUAUUCAGAUGAUGAACCAGUGCCUUGUGCGUUUGCUGGUCAUGGACGUCAGUGCAUAAUUAAUGGUUCAGAGUGCAGGGGCAGGUGGGACGGGCCGAACGGUGGCAUCACCAACUUUGAUAACUUCUUCUUUGCUAUGCUGACGGUAUUCCAGUGCAUUACUAUGGAGGGCUGGACCGAUGUCUUGUACUGGAUGAAUGAUGCUAUAGGUUUUGAGCUGCCUUGGGUGUACUUUGUGAGUCUGGUCAUCUUCGGAUCUUUCUUCGUGCUCAACCUUGUGUUGGGUGUGUUGAGUGGUGAAUUCUCUAAGGAGAGAGAGAAGGCUAAAGCACGAGGAGACUUCCAGAAGCUGAGAGAGAAGCAGCAGCUGGAGGAAGAUCUGUGCGGUUACAUGGACUGGAUCACACAGGCCGAGGACAUCGAUGAGUAUGACGAGGACGGAAACAGACGUGUGACCCUGCGUGACCUGGCUGAUAAAAAACGAGGAAAGUUUGGCUGGUUCAGCCACUCCAACGAAACUCACGCAAGUCUUCCAGCUAGUGAAACAGCUUCUGAGAACACAGAAAAUAUAGAGGAAGAACACACUGACUGUUGUGCUGCUUGCUGCGCUCGCAUUAUGAAAAUCGCUUGCUGCCGCACUUUGCGUCGCUGGAACCGCGGGGUUCGACGGACGUGUCGAAAAGCGGUGAAAUCUGUGACGUUUUAUUGGGUAGUGCUGAUCCUGGUCUUUCUCAACACAGCACUGAGCGCAUCAGAGCACUACAACCAGCCAGAGUGGCUCACUGACGUACAGGAAAUUGCCAACAAGGUGCUUCUGUCUCUCUUCACGGUGGAAAUGUUGCUGAAGAUGUACAGUCUGGGACUGCAGGUCUACUUUGUAGCUUUUUUCAACCGCUUUGACUGCUUCGUGGUGUGUGGAGGCAUCCUGGAGACUGUGCUGGUAGAAAUGGAAAUCAUGCCACCUCUCGGCAUUUCUGUGCUGCGCUGUGUUCGCCUGCUUAGGAUCUUCAAAGUCACCCGGCAUUGGACGGCGUUGUCUAAUCUGGUGGCAUCUCUGCUGAACUCUAUGAAAUCCAUUGCAUCUCUGCUGCUGUUGCUUUUCCUCUUCCUCAUCAUCUUCGCUCUGCUGGGCAUGCAGCUCUUUGGUGGCAAAUUUAACUUUGACGAGACGCAGACCAAACGGAGCACCUUUGACGCUUUCCCCCAGGCGCUCCUCACAUGCUUCCAGAUCCUGACAGGUGAGGACUGGAACAUGGUGAUGUAUGAUGGGAUCAUGGCGUAUGGAGGCCCUGUGUUCCCUGGCAUGAUUGUAUGUCUGUAUUUUGUCAUUCUCUUCAUCUGUGGUAACUACAUCCUCCUAAAUGUCUUCUUGGCUAUCGCUGUGGACAACUUGGCAGGAGGAGACGGAGAUGACAAAAAGAAAGAAGAAAAGAAGGAAGGAGAAGAGGCUCAGGAAGGAGAGGAGACUGAAGAAGCAAAGGUGGACAUGGAUGAAUAUGAGGAAGAGCAGGAAGAGCAUGAAGAAGCAGAUGAUGAAGAAGGAGGAGCUCAGUUGAAUGUGGCUGAUUUUGCUCCGCCUAAAGAAAAAAUCCUGCCCAUUCCAGAUGGCAGUGCUUUCUUCUGCCUCAGCAAGACCAACCCAAUAAGAGUCGGGUGUCACAUUCUGAUCCAUCAUCACAUCUUCACUAACCUGAUCCUGGUCUUCAUCAUCCUCAGUAGUAUCUCACUUGCUGCUGAGGACCCAAUCAGGGCUCACUCUGCUAGGAACAAUUUCCUGGGCUACGCCGACUACGCCUUCACCUCCAUUUUCACAGUGGAAAUACUUCUCAAGAUGACUGUCCAUGGGGCAUUCCUGCAUAAGGGCUCGUUCUGUAGGAACUGGUUUAAUCUAUUGGACUUGCUUGUUGUCAGUGUAUCUCUGGUCUCCUUCUUUCUUCACUCGAGUGCUAUAUCUGUGGUGAAAAUCCUGAGAGUGCUGCGAGUGCUCAGGCCUCUUCGAGCCAUCAACAGAGCCAAGGGACUCAAGCACGUGGUCCAGUGUGUGUUUGUGGCUAUCAGGACUAUCGGGAAUAUCAUGAUCGUCACUGCACUGCUUCAGUUCAUGUUUGCCUGCAUUGGUGUCCAGCUCUUUAAGGGUAAAUUUUAUCGGUGCACAGAUGAAGCGAAACACACACCUGAGCAGUGCAAAGGAACCUUUGUGGUAUAUAAAGAUGGUGAUGUUACUCGUCCGAUGGUGCGGCAGCGCCUCUGGCUCAACAGCGACUUUAACUUUGACAACGUGCUCAUGGGCAUGAUGGCCCUGUUCACUGUAUCUACUUUUGAAGGCUGGCCAGCACUUCUCUACAAAGCCAUAGAUGCAAACGGGGAGAACCAUGGCCCCGUCUACAACUACCGCGUGGAGAUCUCUAUCUUCUUCAUCGUCUACAUCAUCAUCAUCGCUUUCUUCAUGAUGAACAUCUUCGUGGGUUUUGUCAUCAUCACGUUCCGUGAGCAGGGAGAAGCUGAAUUUAAAAACUGUGAGCUCGACAAGAACCAGAGACAGUGUGUAGAAUAUGCUUUGAAAGCCCAGCCCUUGAAGCUGUACAUCCCUAAGAACCCAGUGCAGUAUAAGUUCUGGUCUAUGAUCAACUCCACAGGGUUUGAAUACAUCAUGUUUGUGUUGAUUCUCCUCAACACAGUGACUUUGGCUGUUCAGCACUAUGAACAGUCCAAACUCUUCAGCUACGUCAUGGACAUCCUCAACAUGGUCUUCACCGGCCUUUUCACUAUAGAGAUGAUCGUCAAACUCUUAGCCCUCAGACUCCGGCAUUAUUUUAUGGAUGCUUGGAACUCCUUUGAUGCUCUGAUUGUGGUGGGAAGUGUGGUGGACAUAGUGGUUACAGAGUUUAGUAGCUCAGAGGACAGCUCUCGAGUUUCUAUCACAUUCUUCCGUCUGUUUCGUGUGAUGCGAUUGGUUAAGCUGCUCAGCAAAGGGGAAGGCAUCCGCACGCUGCUGUGGACCUUUAUAAAAUCUCUGCAGGCCCUUCCUUAUGUAGCGCUGCUCAUUGCCAUGAUCUUCUUCAUCUAUGCUGUGAUCGGCAUGCAGACAUUUGGGAAGAUUGCCAUGCAGGACUACACGCCAAUCAACCGCAAUAACAACUUCCAGACCUUUCCCCAAGCAGUCCUGCUGCUCUUCAGGUGUGCCACAGGUGAAGCAUGGCAGGAGAUCAUGUUGGCCAGCCUGCCGGGAAAGCGAUGUGACCCUGAGUCAGAUUAUGAGCCUGGUGAGGAGUUCACCUGUGGCAGCAACUUUGCCAUCGUCUACUUCAUCAGCUUCUUCAUGCUUUGUGCUUUUCUGAUUAUCAAUCUCUUUGUGGCUGUCAUUAUGGACAAUUUUGACUACUUGACACGUGAUUGGUCAAUUCUGGGGCCGCAUCAUCUGGAUGAGUUUAAAAGGAUCUGGUCAGAGUAUGAUCCUGAGGCCAAGGGUCGCAUAAAGCAUUUAGAUGUGGUGGCUCUACUCAGAAGGAUUCAGCCACCCCUGGGUUUUGGAAAACUCUGUCCCCACCGUGUGGCCUGCAAGAGGCUGGUUGCUAUGAACAUGCCUUUAAAUUCUGAUGGCACAGUGACCUUCAACGCCACGCUGUUUGCCCUAGUCAGAACUGCCCUGAAGAUUAAAACUGAGGGUCACGCAGAUCAGGAAAACGAGGAGCUGAGGAUCAUCAUUAAGAAGAUCUGGAAACGCAUGAAGCCCAAAAUCCUGGAUGAGGUUAUUCCCCCAGUUAGUGAGGAAGAGGUGACUGUGGGCAAGUUCUAUGCAACGUUCCUGAUUCAGGACUACUUCAGAAAGUUCCGUAGGAGGAAAGAGAAAGUGGGUCUAGGAGAACCGGACCCCAAAAACCCAUCAGCUCUCCAGCUGUGUCAGGCAGGCCUGCGUACCCUGCAAGAUCUGGGGCCAGAGAUUCGACUGGCCAUGAACGCAGAUAUGGAGGAGGAAGAGGAGGGGAUGGAGGAAGAGCAAGAGGAGGAUGAUGCACACUAUAUGAAUGAGAAAGGUUACGCUGAACACCCAGCCAAAGACCGCCGUGCAUCUCUGGCCUCCACGCCGACUGGUACAUCUGCUUCUGUCCUAGGAGAGGGCAUCUCCAACGGUGGUCCAUCCCGCAGGGCCUCCCUAGCUAAAACGCCCAAUGGCAGUAGCCUAUUGGAGCAGGAGAAUUUCACAAGAGGAGAGAACAUGCGGUCCUCCUUCCAUUACCAUAAUAAGAACGGGGUGAUCGAGCAGCAACCGAAGAGGGCAUCAUAUUACAAGCACCCAAGGAGAGACUCGAGGGACCGCUUUAGCUCUCCUCUAUCACGGAGAAUGGAUGGAGAGGAGGGAUAUCCAGGAGAACAAAAUUUCUACAGAGAGGAUGAUGAGGAGGCCGCUAUGUCCAGAUACAGGCAUGGCUACCCAGAAGAGGGGCCUGUGUAUCCUGGCCAAAGAGAACACGGGUAUGAUGCCCAUCUUACGUAUAAUAACCAUUAUGGGAACGGCUAUGUGGAGGCCAGGAGGACAGCCAGGAGACGACUGCUUCCUGCAACCCCCACUGGGCGGAAGCCAUCAUUCAACAUCCAGUGUCUGAGGAGGCAGGGCAGCAAUGACGAUCUCCCCAUCCCAGGCACCUACCAUCAGAAUUCUCCACCUUGCAGAGCACGUGGACAGCCGUAUGGCAGCUACGACUCCCGGCGCAGCAGCAGCCACUCUUCCAUGGGCUCCACCGCCUCCUGGGCCAAUCCCAGCCCUCGACGGGGUCGCCUGCUGUAUGCACCGCUUAUUCUGGUGGAGGAUGAGGUGGCGGGCGGUGCUGGAGGUGUGGGCAUCUGGGAUAAGAAGGCUGGAAGUACUAAUGUGCCUGUGGCAGAGCAUCCGGGCUGGUACUCAGGGUCCUCAGGUGGGCGAGCAGCCCAGCCUUACAGGGCGUACACCACUCUGAGAGUGCCCACCCAGCUCAGUCCACACUACAGCGAGAAGAGAGGGAGUGCUGACAGCCUGGUGGAGGCGGUAUUAAUUUCUGAGGGUCUUGGCCUUUAUGCUAAAGACCCCAAAUUUGUUGCCUUCGCCAAGCGGGAGAUCGCUGAUGCAUGUCACAUGACCAUAGACGAAAUGGAGAGUGCAGCCAGUGACCUGUUGAGCCGGGGGAGCACGGCGAGCUCUGGAGGAGGGGGGUUCCUCAACCACACAGAUCUGGGACCCUUGUACAGCGACGAAGAGCCGGUCCGGGGGCGAGAUGAGGAUGAACUUGCUGAUGAAAUGACAUGUGUUACCUCCUUCUGAGAGACAGCAGAUGGACAGUGCUGAUCAAUAAGUGAGCGGAAGGAAGGGUGAAAAAGAGGCUGCACAGUGAAGCAGCCAGUAUCUGCUGGAGUCAGGGCUACAGGGCUACAGGGGAACAAAGCUGCAGGUUACAAAGGCAAGCGUGGACAAAUGUAAAGUUAGUGUUAGACUAUGGUUGAUAGAAGUACUGGGAUAAAUAUGACAAAGUUUUAAUGGAGGCUAUGACUUAAAUUGAUACAAAUGUACUGAAAGUUUUGAAAUGUAUUUAGAAGAAUCCAAGAUAGAGCAGAAAGAGAACUUAUAAGUCAGAAGCUGAAGAACAGACAGGCUGUAUCAGUAGCUGAAUGACGCUGGAUAGAUCAAAAUACCUAAAAGCACAGAAAUCGUGGCACAGUGAAUCUGCGAGCAGCCAGCAUUCAUUUGCUGUAACACAUUUGCAUCAAAUAGUGUGCAGUAGGCCCAGAAAGGACUACUUUUUUACUGAUCAUGUUGAACAUGGUUUAUUUAUUUGUAAAUACAUUUUAUGUAAUCCUCUUUUCAUUCAUUUGACCAAAAAUAAAAAACACCUAUAAAGGGAUUCUGCCACAUGAGAUCUACGAAAUAUACAGUUGUGUAGCAAUACUGAAUAAGAGGAAGACAUCCUAGAUCCUUACAUUGUGCUUUUUUUUUAUUUUCACAGUGAUAUGAUUUCAUUGUAAAUACCCACUUAUUUCUACUGUUUUUAUUUUUCUAUGACUCCUAAUACAUCUUUUAAGAAUCCCUCGAUUAACCUCCUGUACCUCCUGUAGGUUUCUUUAACGAAUGCACAGUUGUGCAUUUUUAUUUUAAUUUACCUGUUUUAGUUCAGUCUUCUCUCUUUCAUUUUCAUUUAAUAAUGGAUGCAAACAGAUUGCUUUGGAUUAUAUUGAACUUGCAAUUUGAAAUUUGAGUUUCUACUGCAAUUCAUACAUAGGUCAACAGUUUUCCUGAAAUUGAUUAGAAAAUUUCUGCUUUCUUAGAUUUUUGUUUGAAUGUCACAAUCUGUGUGGCUCAGUGUUUGUCUAUAGAUUUUCCAUGAAUAUAAAUAUGUAAAUAACUGUAUUAUAAUCCUGUGCUGUACAUGUAAACAUCUUAAGAUAUUUCUAUGUGAGAGUGGGUGAGAGUCUAUUUAUUAAAUAAUGAAUUAUUUGUAAUCUGAAAUAUAAAAAUGAACUGUGGAUUUUCUGUUUAUUUGUUUCUUUUUUUUUCUUACUGUGGACAAGCCAACCAUAGUGAUCAAACACAUACACAUAUUGAGAUAAAGUGAGCACAUGUGCCAGGGAUGGUGGGGAUAAGAGCGAAAUGACAUUAGGCCAACGGCUUGCAAGAACGUUACAGUAGAUCAGCCUUUCAUUUGUAAAUACGAUUAUGCAGUUUAUCAAGGUGACAUUAUUAACAAAACAAGAAAAAGCCUGAAUGGAUGUUUUGUUCAUUGGUAGAGACUGUUAUUUUGCUGAAUGCUGGUGCUGCUGUAAUUUGAAGAGGAGGCUACUUGUCUCCUUAUCCCUCCAGCACUCCCUCCCCCAGUCCUCCCCAGAUGGCUUUGCUGGUCCAGCUGUUAACAGCCCCCCUGUGACAAGUGU
Molecule: messenger RNA, 8367 nt
Organism: Astyanax mexicanus (Mexican tetra)
Lineage: Eukaryota; Metazoa; Chordata; Actinopteri; Characiformes; Acestrorhamphidae
Gene: cacna1fb
Product: calcium channel, voltage-dependent, L type, alpha 1F subunit
Exons: 48
Coding region: 599-6766 (2055 amino acids)
Biological process (GO): calcium ion import across plasma membrane
Cellular component (GO): voltage-gated calcium channel complex; membrane
Molecular function (GO): high voltage-gated calcium channel activity
Source: RefSeq, a predicted model, not a curated record